This is a messenger RNA of Didymodactylos carnosus, 1836 nucleotides long. Lineage: Eukaryota; Metazoa; Rotifera; Eurotatoria; Philodinida; Philodinidae. The record is from the annotation of a GenBank genome assembly.
AUGAGACCUGAUUUGUGCAAUGAAAAUAAUGAUGAGUUGUCGGAAGGUCAAGGUGAUGCUGACGAAGAGCUUGAAGACUACGGCACUGUUGAACAAGGUUACGAAGCGUUAUUAGACGGAUGUGAAAGUGUUGACGAUAAUGGACAUACUGAUUUAUCAGAUUACAAUCGAAAUGGCGAUAUUGAUGAUAAUGAUGAAGAGGAAGUUGAUCAAAAAGAGGAAAUAGUAAAAGAAGAAAUUGAUGAUGGGCUUCCAAAAGCAUUCUGUUGCAAAAUAUGUUCAGCAUCAUAUUCCAAAUUUGAACUUUACUGCGAUCAUUUUAUUUCCGUCUCACACCGAUAUAAGCGCCGUGAUGCUAAAAAGCAACAGCAAGAUGGACUGAUUGAAACUGAACCGGUCGAAACAUUCGUUAAUAUAUGUAUAUUUAAUAAACUUCCAUUAGAGAGUGUUCAGUUUAUAGUUGAUGAAGUAGAUUCACUUUCAAAUAGCUAUAGUGGGUCUCUUUUAUACAAUGAUUUAAAAUUUUCGACAAAAGAAAAUGUUUCGUCGUUAAACAGUUUAUAUCAAGAACUUUGUCGAUUAUUUAAUGAAAGUCGAGAAAUAAAAUUACGUUUACCACCACAGAGUUUUUAUGUUGCUCGAGAUGUUUCACGAAAAGAUGAUUCAAUAUGGACCGUUUCACGUUAUUGUGAUGAUACUGGAAAAUCUGACGAACAAGUCGUUAAAGAAGUUCUUGAUUAUUGUGUUUUUUCACAAGUUGAAACAGAACGAGAACGAAUGUUGGCACAUAGUAUCAAAACAUGGCGAAUGUUUCAUCGCAAUGAAAAACGACCGGGGUUUUGGUGCGAUAUAUGUAAACAAUGUUUUCGGAAACGGAAAGGAAUUUUGAGUCAUUUUGAAACGAGUGAUAAACAUGAAACGAAUAGUAAAUUUCUGCCACGUUUUCGUCGAGCUAUCCAACAUAGUUUAGUGACUGGUCGUUUAUUGAAUGAAAUUUUGGAUGCAAAAACAUUAGAAUAUCAUCAGCAACUAAUUCAAAGUUAUCGAUUACCACCAAAUCACUGUCAGUUAAAAAAUGCGUAUUAUUGCACAUUUUGUAAUCGGUCGUUUCCAGAUUUGUGUUCAUUGGAAAAACAUAUUAUUUGGAAAGGACAUCGACAAUGUUUGAGAGCAAGACGAUAUCGGGAUGUUGAUAAUUUACUUCGUUUAGCGAGUUAUUUAAAUUUUACACAAUUGUCAAAAGAGCAGAAACGUGUUGGUAUGAAAAAGAUGAUCAAAGCGCCAGAUGAUUACAGAAAAGCAUACAAUCUUGAACCGAUAACCGUUGAUAUAAUUCGCGAAGAUGUGAUAAAAUUUGAUAUGAAUCUGGCUCAGACACUUCGUCAGCAGAAUAACAACAAAAAUCAACAACACCCUCAACAUCAAAACGGUUAUACGAAUCAAUAUCAGGGAAACAGGCAAACAAAUUAUCGUGGUCGUGGUCGACAACAACAGCAACAGCAGCAACAACGUAGAGGUGUUUGGAAUAAUUAUCAUCAAAAUCGAAAUUUUUCAUCAACUAACAACACUAUGAGUCACAAUGGAUUUAAACGUCAAAAUGACAAUAAUAAUGGCCAAUCGUGGAAAAAACCACGUUAUGAUAAUAAUACGUUUUCUUCAUUCAAUCAUGGUUCCUUUCCACAACAACAACCACCACAGCAACAACGAAAUUGUUUUCCUCAAACGCAGACACCGUUAUCAGCUCGUGUUGAUUAUCGCUAUAUAGCGAAUAAAAAUAUUCAGCAAGAAUACCAUUCAACUGGAAACAUUUCGCAGCAACUAAAACCAUCUUUCUAA